This is a messenger RNA of Caenorhabditis auriculariae, 1087 nucleotides long. Lineage: Eukaryota; Metazoa; Nematoda; Chromadorea; Rhabditida; Rhabditidae. The record is from the annotation of a GenBank genome assembly.
AUGAUGUCUAAUGCUACGAAUCCCCAAAAAGAAGGAAAUAGUCUGGAAUUAGCCAAGAUCAGCGGCGAUCUCUCAAACUUGGCUCGGCUCCAAAUGACGGCGAUCGCCGAGCCCACGUUUCUCUUCGGGACCAGAGGAAUGGAUCAAAAUCGUAUUGUAUGAUCCGCUUGGGAAUCGACCUCUGAACAGGCUGAGAGAGGCGAAAAAGCAGGAUUAAUUUGACGAAAAAAAAUUUGAAUAUUACAAUAAGAAGCUGCUGGAUCAAUAAAUUUCUAAUAUAAUUAGAGUUUAUUAAAUCUUACAAGGGAACUCCAGGAAUCUGCGAAAAAGUGAUAGAACUUUUGAAAAAAAAAAAAGGAAUUCAUCUCUCAUUAAGCCUUGGAUUUUGCAAUGGUUGCCCUAAAUGUUUUGCUUCGUAAAAAAUGUUCCGAAAUAAAAGAAGAAAAAAUUAACUUGUCAUUUUGGAUCUGAAACGGCCAUGAAUCCUCGUUAUAGGGUUAGAAUGUCAUUAAUACGGCUUUUUAUUUUUCAUUUUCCUUUUCCUAACUUUUGAUUCAACUUAACAUUCCACUCAAAUGUUCUCCUCUCGGAGAUCAUUUGUUCAAGUGUUCUUGCAACCUUUUAUUGUUCCAAUUAGCAGAAGCGCAAAAAACCAAACAAAAAAGUCUGAUAUUCACGCAGGCUUCCCUGAUUCAACAGUCAAAUUGUCGGCUUCACUCUAUCCAAGGGGAGGAGAGGCUGGACAUGAGGCGGAGUCGGAGGCGUGCUCAGCCGGCCAUAUAAAACGGCAAAGUGUCUGGACGACUCCACCGAGAUCCUACCGUUGCUCUCAACAAACCGACCAAAACUCUCGAUAUUGUCCAGAAGUCGUGCAGGAAUCGACGACAGUUUACUUCUUGACCUUUGCCGUCAACUUAAAUUUUCUGACUUUGACUCGUUCAACUCGUUGUUCAACUUCAUGUUUCACAUUCCGGAGAACAUCCUCGACUAUCCGGACGCCCAUCACCAGCGAGCCCAGAGGUUUCUGAAGAUGAGCUUGGCCGAGAGGCGAAAAGGCUUCCGCCGAAGUCUCACCGCCAUCUAUUAA